GCAGCAACUGAGCCAGAUGCUGACAGACGAGCAUAUGCAGUGUGGGUGUCUGAGAUCAUGCUCCAGCAGACACAGGUGGCUACAGUGAUCGACUACUACAACCGCUGGAUGCAGAAGUGGCCAACGCUGCAGGCUCUGGCACAGGCAUCCCUAGAGGAGGUGAACGAGCUGUGGGCUGGACUUGGCUAUUACUCAAGAGGGAAGCGUUUGCAGGAGGCAGCGAGGAAGGUGGUGUCUGAGCUGGCUGGUCAGAUGCCCAGGACGGCUGAGGACCUGCAGAAGCUGCUGCCAGGAGGGGGGCGGUACACGGCAGGGUCAGGAGCCAUCGCAUCCAUCUCAUAUGGGCAGGCUACUGGUGUUGUGGAUGGGAACGUGAUCCGCGUCCUGUGCCGGCUGCGGUGCAUUGGUGCUGACUCCAGCAGCCCGGCUGUCAUUGACCGGCUCUGGGACAUGGCCAAUGCCCUGGUAGACAGGAGCCGCCCGGGGGAUUUUAACCAAGCCCUGAUGGAGCUGGGAGCAACUGUGUGUGUGCCCAAGGCCCCACUGUGCGGGGAAUGCCCCGUGAAGCAGCACUGCCAAGCACAGCUCAGGGUGGAGAAGGAGCUGGCCUUUGCAUCUCAGAAGCUGUUUGGAAAAGCCACCCCAGUGCCUGAUGUUGAGGACUGUGGUAAGGGGGCCUGCCACGGGACCCCCCAGUACCUCAUCGUGCAGAGACCCAGCUCAGGUCUCCUGGCUGGGCUCUGGGAGUUCCCAAGUCUCCCACUGGUCAUCCACAUCUUCUCUCACAUCCACCAGACAUACGUGGUCUACUCCCUGUCCCUGGAUGGGGAUGUGACCCUGGAUCCUGCCUCAUCCCCAUCCCGCUGGGUGACAGUGGAGGAAUUCCAUGCCUCAGCUGUGUCCACGGCUAUGAAGAAGGUCCUGAAAGCAUGUGAGAAGCAGCAAGGGAAGGGGAGCAGCCCUGGCCAGGGCUCCAAGCGGAAGCGAGGGGCAAAGGCACAGGGAACAGGCAGCACCAGCCCUGGGACACAGCUCUCCCUCCGUGCCUUUCUCCGGCCACCGACUGUCCCGUGA
Nestor notabilis (Kea) is the source of this 1074-nucleotide messenger RNA. It is a transcript of the gene MUTYH, whose product is annotated as mutY homolog. The annotation marks the transcript as partial. Gene Ontology annotation, biological process: mismatch repair; base-excision repair. Gene Ontology annotation, cellular component: nucleus. Gene Ontology annotation, molecular function: oxidized purine DNA binding; 4 iron, 4 sulfur cluster binding; purine-specific mismatch base pair DNA N-glycosylase activity. Lineage: Eukaryota; Metazoa; Chordata; Aves; Psittaciformes; Psittacidae. The transcript is spliced from 13 exons. The record is from RefSeq and is a predicted model, not a curated record.